Messenger RNA from Hippocampus comes (tiger tail seahorse), 1123 nucleotides. RefSeq names its product transmembrane protein 150A. Gene Ontology annotation, biological process: protein localization to plasma membrane. The record is from RefSeq and is a predicted model, not a curated record. Gene Ontology annotation, cellular component: plasma membrane. The transcript has 7 exons. Lineage: Eukaryota; Metazoa; Chordata; Actinopteri; Syngnathiformes; Syngnathidae. The coding region runs from base 177 to 917 and encodes 246 amino acids.
AACCCACGUCCUGCAUCACGUUUGUUCUGUCACACAGGCGAGGUGUGUCAGACGGGGAGGAGACGAACACGCGAACCAGAAGCUGACAUCUCAGACUUGAUAAGGAAGCAUGGAGGUAUAAGCUCGGCAGCGGAGGGAAUAUUCACUUCACCUUUUUUUCUGUCCCUUUCUGAGACAUGUGGCUCUGGAUUUUCUUCCCUUUGGCCCUCUCGCUGACAUCCUUCAUCGGAACGUGGGCUGUAUAUGGGUUGACAUACUCCAACCGACACGUGUGCUCCCUCACGGACUGGUGGGGGGAAAACUUCUGCACUGUCAAUCACACCACUGACUGCUGUAAGGUGCCCACCAUAAGCACAAGUGGGACCUACGCCCCGGAGAAUUCACUUUUCACAGCGACCAUCAACGCCGGCUCCUUUCUGUUUUUGCUCUUCUGCAUAUUCCACCAUGCCCACAUCAUGGAAAGAAAUGCGCGCCAAGCCGCCAUAAGCAGGUUUGCGUUGGCCUUUGGCGUGGUAGCCUCCAUGGGAUCAUUCGCCGCCGGAAACUGUAACCCUGGGUACCUGACCCUGCUACACCAUGCGGGGGCCGGGGUGAGCUUCAUGUGCAUCUGCUGCUACACGGUCCUGCUCAGCGCACUGACUGGUAGAUGUCUGCUGACGGGAUACGAGAAAUUACUCUACCCGCUGCGCAUCGUGUCCACGGUGCUACAGAUCAUCCUAACUAUCUGCUACACUUUCUGCUUCGCCCACCAUGACUACUACUACGUGCAUCUGUCGGCUGUUUUUGAGUGGAUCCUAAGCACCAACCUGGAGCUUUUCGAGCUCAGCUACAUCGCGGAAUUCAGUUUCUUCUCCACCUACAUGCUGUCCAAUCUGUACAGCCAACGCGAGGAGGAGAGACCCUUCAUGUUGGUCUGACUGACGUACAAUUAUAACCACAAGGAGGCCGCACGGGUCCAGCCCGAGAACUGGUAGCCGGAACUUUGACUGUAUGAGGAUUUUCUCAUGGCUGACUAUAUAUGUCCAUGUUCAUUCAUGUCUAAACUCGCACUGUGAAAAUGACUCAUUUUGCAUUGACGCCUUUAAUCCCUUGGAUGUCAAAACAGAAAAAAAAAAAAAAAAAC